CGCGCAGCUUGCGGCAUGCCAUGCGCCAAGCUCUCUGCGCCAAGCUGCAAAGCUCGCGGGGGCGGGUGUUGGUUGUGUUCGUGAAAGUGUCCAUGAACAUACCUAGCAAUGCGUUUUAGCGUAAUUAAAAAAAAAUGUAAAUGCAAACGACUUUCGAUCAAAUAAAUAAUUGAACAUCUACAUCUGAGAAUUCCGUAUUUCGAUUUAAUUCUGUAAUUCUUCGUUGAUUGUCAAUGUCACGACGUCCUGAAACUUUCACCUGAACAAGCAGGUUAUGACACCGUUUUAAAGUAAGGUUCGUCUGUCGCUUUCUUCGCUGCCAGGAAUUUCUCCGAGCUCUCGCAGUCGUCAGAGAAGGGAAUGAAGUUUCGAUUCUUUCUUUCAGUUUGUGUAGUAGUUUAUUGAAAUGUUUCGUUGGAGAACUGCAGGUGUCGUUUUUGUGCGUCAAUUCAGUGUUUUAUCUUCUCGAGAAGGAUGCCCAGCAAUAGGAUCUUAUACAUUUCAACGCAGAAAGAAUGGGGAUUAUGCUGUUACGGAAAAACGUUAUUAUAGUACUAAACUUGCCCACAAUCAAAAGCCUGAUUGGAACAAGGCGGUAUCCGAAGCCGAGAAAAUUGUUGGAUAUCCAACAUCAUUUUUAAGUUUGAGAUGGUUAUUGAGCGAUGAAAUUGCAAAUGUUGCUCUUCAUUUGCGCAAAUUAGUAGGAUCUAAUCAUCCGUUGUUAAAGACUGCCAAGAGCUUACUCUAUAAUGGUCGAAACAAUAUGCAAGCAUGGGGUCUCAUUGUCCUUCUCAUUUCAAAAGCUGCAGGACACAACAAUGUUCAAGAGAUGGAAGAAGACAAAGCUGCAGGUGUUUUACACAGCCAGCGUGCUCUUGCUGAAGUGACUGAAAUGAUUAGAACAAGUCAUUUAGUUCAUAAAGGACUUGUUAAUAUAUAUCCAGGAAUGUAUGCUGAGCAAGUAGAAUUGAAUGACUUAACAUUUGGCAAUAAAAUUGCACUUUUGAGUGGAGAUUACUUGCUGGCAAAUUCAUGUGUGGAAUUAGCGUCCUUACAAAAUCAAGAUUUAGUGGAAUUGAUGAGCAGUGCUGUUCGUGACCUGUCAGAAGGAGAGUUUUUGGGUCGAAGGGACCAACAAAACAACCCUUUACCUUCUCCAGAUGAAGUGAAAGAUGCCAAGGCGGAUUGGACACGGCGUAAUGUGCUCUCUGCUGGGAGUUUAUUGGGCAAAUCUUGCCAAGGGACUCUCAAGUUAGCAGGACAUUCGAGAGAGCUCCAGGAAAAGGGUUACCUGUUUGGAAAACAUCUUGCGCUUGCUUGGCAGGCCUGCUUGGAUUUGGAGCCUUUCCGUACAUCAUCGCAGUACACACCUGGCUCAGCAUUCAAUCUGACUUCUGCUCCUGUUUUGUUUCACCUUCAACAUGAUCACUCUUUGUUUGAGGAAAUUGAGAAAGGAAUUGAUUCAGUGGAAAAUGUUGAUUAUGAGAAAAUACACAGCACUGUCAUGGAUGGUCCUGGUUUUGAGCUUACCAAGAAUCUUCAGAAGGAACAUUCGCAGCAGGCAAUGGAAGUCCUUUCCGUCUUUCAGGAGAGUGAUGCCCAGACUGCCCUAAGAAAUAUUAUUGUGGCAAUGGGUGAUCUCUGAACAUGCUUGUACGAUAAAAUAUAAACAAAGGUGAUUGGUCUGUAAUUCAAAAUUAAUUUUGAUCUUUCUUUCGAAAAUAUUUUGUUUGAUUUUAUAUACAGAAUAAUGGAAUUUAUAGAAUUCCUGUUAUAAAUGUUUUAUUAAAAGUUUUAUUAUUAUAAUGUAUCUUCCAUGAACUAACCUAAUGUUUUGUAAUUAAUAACAUUAUUUCGACAUUCUUUUUCAAUGAUGAAAGUCUACAAAAUAGAAAAUUCAAAACUUAAAAUGUGACUGGGCCCUGGUGAAGUGGAUAAUUCAGUAUUAUUGUGCUGGAAUAACAUUGCUCAUGUUUCAUUGUCUCAAAUAUCAAUGAACAAAUGAGGAGGUAUUGUGUGACCUUUGUAUAUCCAAGCUUGCAACUCAGUAUUAUGAGAAUAUAAAUGACACUAAAUACAAUAUAAAUGUAUUAGAAGUAGAUGCUUGUUUUUAAAUAAGUUAUAGUUCUGAAUAAGAUUUGUGUAAUAUUAUUUUGCACAGAUUUCUUUUUCAUAUUUUUUUCUUCUACAAAUUGUUUUUGUUUGUGUGAUUUGUGGAAUGUUUCUAUCAUUUAUUAAUUUAAAAAAAAAAAAUUUUUCUAUCUUUUGGGAGAAUUGCCAAUUGUGAACACUGCAAGGACCUGAUUUUCUUAAGAGUAAAAAAAUUACGAAACAAAAAAUUUUGCUGGUUUCUUCAAAUCAGUUAAGCUGUCUUAUUUCUGUAUGUCGAUUUAGAGAUCUAAUUAGAUCAGUGUUGAUCAAUGGCAUAACUAGUGUAAGGUACAUGUCAUGGAUAGAAGCAACAAGAGGGGGGACUUUUAGAAUUCUACAUUUUUGCGGAAAAAGUGAAAUGAUAAUUCUUAUAAACCAAGCAUGCAGAAGAACAGAUUGAAUUCGAUUUUUUUAAUGUUUCCAACCUAAGUUUUUCUAUUGUUACAUUGCGCACAGGUUUUAUUUAUGCUUUUGAAAUGAACAGGAACUAAUAUUAACAGAUAUCGUACAAGGAAACUCUUAUUUCUUUGCUUAUUUUCUAAUUUUUUUUAUUGUAUCCAUAGUAUAAUAGAAAUGUGAAUUAUUUAUUCAAAAUUUGCUAAUGGAUUGGAUACGAUUUCAAGUAAUGGACAUUUGUUAUACUAUUUGCUUGUAAAUUAAAAUUGUGAUAAUUUAACAUUAGUAAGAAUUUAAAGUAAUUGUAAUUUAGUAAAAUAUGUUUUUUCUGUUUUCUCAAAUUGGUGGCAAAUUGGAUAUGGGUGCAAAUUUUACAAAUACCUUGUGUGUCAGUUUACCUAGAUAUGCCAAAUUCCUUACUCAAACAUUACAUAAACAUUUUAUUUCAAUAAAUAAAUUGACAAGCAUUAUUAUUUAUUUUAAAGUUAAUCGUUGCAAUGUUUUGUAUAUCUUGAUCAGGAUAUACAGUAAAAUAAUUAUAUUAAAUGUAAUUUUCGUUGAUUACAAUUAUAUAUAAUUCUGUUAUGAGAGGAUUUUUUUUUUUUUUGUAUUAUUUAUAAAAUUUUGACCCUGAGAUGAAUUCAAAUGGCGAUGGUUAUUAACGUGGUCUAAAUUGUUUUGAUUAAUAUGAUUAAUAAUAAUCUGAAUUAUUUAAUUUUGAAUAAUAAGGUUCUUAGACAGAGAUUCCACUUAUAAGGCCCUUCGUAUUGAAAUAAAAUACUUCACUAUUGAUAUUAUAUAUUUAAAAAAAACAUAAGAUCUCGUAACGUGCAGAUAUUAUUUAUCUAUGUGCAAUUUAUGGUUACUUAUAUCUUUUAUCAUAAUGUAGUAUUAUGAACCUAUAUAUCUGUGAGUCGGAGGUAUAGGACACUAGGUCAAUUUUUGGCCGAAUUGAGAUUUGGCACAAUCAUAUAGGUUUCGGUCCUCUAUCCAGAACUAUACAACACUGUCCUACAUCAAGAAUUGACAGUUACAGUGCUUUUAAAUAACAAGUCCAUAGUAAAACAUUUUCAAACUGCUUUCCUGUAAAUUUGAGUAAAUAUGACCUGUAUCUCCAAACCACAGAUCUAUAUAUGUGCAGAGAGAGAGAGAGAGAUAAAGAAGAGAGACAAUAUUAUAUUGUAGUUGUUCAUUAUAAUAUCAUAUAAUAUUUUUUUAAAAAUAUAUAUUGUUUUUGAAGA
This is a messenger RNA of Gryllus bimaculatus (two-spotted cricket), 3788 nucleotides long. The record is from the annotation of a GenBank genome assembly. Lineage: Eukaryota; Metazoa; Arthropoda; Insecta; Orthoptera; Gryllidae.